Molecule: messenger RNA, 2370 nt
Organism: Periconia digitata
Lineage: Eukaryota; Fungi; Ascomycota; Dothideomycetes; Pleosporales; Periconiaceae
Source: the annotation of a GenBank genome assembly
GACUGGGCUAGCCCGCAGGGGGUAAGGCGUUCCGCGUCACCCAUGUCGCCUGGAUGCACGUGCAGAUCCCCUCGUGAACAGCGUCAUUCAAUCAAUCCAGCAUGCAUCCCACCCAGUCAUGUAGUAGUCCCUCUGUAUGCACAUGUGCUCAAGUACAUACACUCAGGUACUCCCACGGACAUCCGACAGCAUGGAGUAAACUUGUUGCCUCACCAUUUCCCGCCCACCCGUACUUUGCAUCCCAAUAUGCAUUCAAGACGCACUUGUAACUCGCCCGCUCGUGUCACUGCAUCAUCCAUCCUCCUCUCCUUCUUAGCCGUUACCGGCGCCUGGGACAUCCUCCCCCCGCCACCAUUAUCGCCGAGCCCUCACGACGAUGCAGUCAAACACUUCUCGCUCCGCCAUAUAUUCCACCAUGGAGCAUACGAAUACCCAGAGCUGCACAGACGCCUCGAUGUUCCCCCGCACGCCACCGUCUGGAUGCUGGACGAAGAUGGAGAAGAGGAAGAGGAAAAGGCGGCGCGCCUCCCUGUCCCACCACUGCGUGCAAAGUCAGAGACGAUGCAUAUCCAAAGGCUAGUUGACAGGAGUAGACCGACAAUAGAUGGUAUACUAGAGUGGGGGAGGAAGACGGGGAAGGCGGUCCAGCUCCACGACGACGACUGGACCAUUCAUGAGCUGCCAGGCCCCAAUGUCACGGACAAGGAAACCGUCUUGAGCUUUGCCCGCAUGGCCUCAAAUGCCUACAUUCUAGAGCCCAAUACUGGCGACUGGGAAGAUGUGGGUAGCGGCUUCAACUACACUGAGGAUUUUGGAUGGGAAAAGGAUGGACUACGCGGACACAUCUUUGCGGAUACCACAAAUUCCACCGUCGUCAUAGGGCUCAAAGGGACCUCGCCGGCCCUGUUCGACGGCUCCGAAACUACCACAAACGACAAAAUAAAUGAUAACCUGUUCUUCAGCUGCUGCUGCGGACAGGGCGGACAGUACCUUUGGAGGCAAGUGUGCGACUGCCAGACUUCCGUCUACACAUGCAACUCGACCUGCUUGACCAGCGCCUUGAAGGCCAAAAACCGCUAUUACUACGCCGCACAAGACCUCUAUCAUAAUGUCAGUGCACUUUACCCGGAUGCCGAAGUGUGGAUGGCGGGCCACUCGCUCGGUGGCGCAAUAUCGUCCUUCAUCAGUCUGACGUACGGCCACCCAACUGUCACCUUCGAGGCCGUUCCCGAUGCCAUGCCUGCAGCACGUCUCGCACUCCCCGUCCCACCCGGCCACCAGAUUGGCUCUAUGCAAACGCGCGACAUGACGGGUGGUUACCACUUUGGACACACCGCUGACCCCAUCUACAUGGGCUCAUGCAACCAAGCCACCAGCGUGUGCACACUCGGUGGCUAUGCUCUGGAAAGUACAUGCCACACGGGCAAAAAAUGUGUAUACGAUACGGUCAAGGACUUUGGGUGGCGAGUGGGCGUUGGUACGCACAAGAUUGUGAGUGUCAUUAAAGAGGUUCUCGAACAGUACGACGCCCCGGCCUCGUGCGAGCAGUACGUCAACUGCACCGACUGCUACCCUUGGAAUUUCUUCGAAAGCAACGGCACCGAUCCCUCUACUUCUACUACCACAACGAAGACAACUUCGAAGAAGCACACGUCGACGACGCGCACCGAGACUUGCAAGACACCUGGCUGGUUUGGAUGUUUAGAUGAGACGACGACUACGACCACAACCACAACCACAACUACAUCCUCCUCCUCUGCUUCCUCUUCUUCUCAAUUCUCUUCGUCAUCGUCAACAUGCAAAACCCCAGGCUGGUUCGGCUGUCUUGACGACGACGAAAGCACAUCCACGACUACGACCAAGUCCCACCAAACAACGCCCUCGCCAGCUCCAGUAUUCUCCACCACCACUAAUGCACCCCCACGCCCGACAACCAAAUCUAAACAAACAGAAUGCAGACACUACGGCUGGUUCGGUGACUGUCUCGAUCCUGUAGACCCUACGACCACCACUGACACAACCCCGCAUCCGACAACUACAACCAAAUCCAAACAACAAGAAUGCAAACAUCACGGCUGGUUCGGCGAGUGUCUGGAUCCUGCAGAUCCCACCACAGCUUCCUCCUCCCUCGUAACGUCCGUGUCCCCAUCACCAACGACGAAGACGACAAAGAAAGGGAUGAGCUCGUCAACGUCGACAUCGUGUACGCACGAAGCCUUCUUCGGUCUGAUUUGUCUGGAUGAUCCGACUUCUACAUCUCCUUCUACGGAGAAGAAAAAGCAUACAAAGACGAAACCUAAACACACCUCAUCACCAACAGCAGCGAAGGUGAAAGCCCAGUGGGAGGAGGAGGAGAAUAUGGAGAUGUGA